This is a messenger RNA of Rhipicephalus sanguineus (brown dog tick), 2012 nucleotides long. RefSeq names its product sodium-coupled monocarboxylate transporter 1. Bases 188 to 1942 code for a protein of 584 amino acids. Gene Ontology annotation, cellular component: membrane. Lineage: Eukaryota; Metazoa; Arthropoda; Arachnida; Ixodida; Ixodidae. The record is from RefSeq and is a predicted model, not a curated record. The transcript is spliced from 16 exons. Gene Ontology annotation, molecular function: symporter activity. Gene Ontology annotation, biological process: sodium ion transport; transmembrane transport.
AUCAUGACAUUGGAGGCGGUAAUGUAUCGCCGCAUCAGUCCGUGAUCCAUGAAAGGUCAAGUGCUGGACCGAGCACCAAUGGAGGGGAUGAAAUUUCGAUAAUAAGAAUUACAGCCGGUAAACUACGCCAGCCAGAGCCCCACCGAAACUUGGACAGACUAAGAAGUGGAGAAAAGGAGUGAUCAAGAUGGCAGCACAUACCUUUGUGGCAUUGGACUACGCUGUGCUAAUUUCGUUUCUCGUGCUGUCCGCCGGAAUCGGCGUGUACUUCGCCUGGCACGACCGCCGAGGGAAUUCGAACCGGCAGUUCCUAACUGCGAACAGGCAACUGAACUGGCUGCCGGUGUCGAUGUCAAUGAUGGCGAGUUUUCUCUCGGCCGCUUCGGUCCUAGGAGUGCCCGCAGAAGUGUUCGUCCGUGGUUCAACCUUUUGGUAUGGUUCCAUAUCUACCACCCUGGCGAUUCUCAUGGCUGCAUUCAUAUUCAUGCCUAUGUACUACAAGAUGGACAUCACCAGUAUUAACGAGUAUUUGGAGAAGAGGUUUUCCUCACGGGCCAUCAGGAAGAUAGGUUCCAUACUUUUCAUCGUACAUACGCUGCUUUACCUGGGCGUUGCGUUAUACGGUCCAUCGCUGGCCCUCGGAUCUGUGACCGGUUUUCCAGUAUGGUCCUCCAUACUACUGAAUGGUGCCGUCUGCACAUUCUAUACAUCAAUAGGCGGUAUCAAGGCAGUUGUAUGGACCGACGUUGUCCAAGUGAUCCUCAUAUAUGUUGCAUACAUCAUGGUCAUCGCAUCUGGCCUGCACCACUUGGGAGGCUUCGGUGCCAUGUGGCAGAUCGCCGGGGAUGGAGGCCGCUUGAUAUUUAAUAACUUUAGCCUUAGCCCGUACGAGACGUACACGACGUGGACAAUGGUUUUCAGCUGGACCAUCACCUGGAUGGGCAUGUACUGCGCCAACCAAACACAGGCGCAGCGAUAUGCUAGCAUCGGAUCACUCAGGGGCGCCCGAAUAGCUCUGAUGCUGAACAUUCCGGGCACGAUCCUUAACGUGUCGAUGGCCGUGUUGUCCGGGCUUACCCUGUACGCGGUCUACGGCAACUGCGAUCCCAGGCUCACCGGCGACAUCCGCAAGGCAGACCAGCUCAUGCCGUACAUUGUACAAGACAUGCUACACAACUACCCCGGACUGAGUGGUUUAUUAGCUACAGCUGUGUACAGCAGCUCCCUCAGUACGCUGUCAUCCGGGUACAAUGCUCUAGCGGCAGUGACGUGGGAAGACUUUAUGCGCCCUUGGAUAAAGUCUUCUGAAGCAACUGCUUUGCGGAUAACCAAGUUGACUGCUGCUUCGUACGGGCUCGUUUCUAUAGCAGUCGCAUUCCUCGUCGGCACUAUGGAAUCCAUCGUACAGGCUGCCUCAUCACUGUCAGGUGCCUUGUGUGGUCCAAUGGUGGCCGUCUUUGUCCUGGGCUUCCUUUUUCCCUGCUGCAAGAAAAAGGGUGCCAUCGUUGGAACUUUGGUGUCGAUAAUCAUAUCCGGCUGGAUGGCCCUCGGAUCUAUUCUGUACCCGAGGAAGCCGUACGCUCUACCAACCACCACCGCUGGAUGCUCGCAUUUCAACGAGACGAUCACAUCCGGGUCAUACGAGUCGCCUCCGUGGCCAAGUGGGAUCUACCAGCUCUACCACAUCUCGUUUAUGUGGGUUGCCUUCGUUGGAUUCGUCGUGGACCUGAUCGUCUCAUUAGCCGUGAGCCUGGCUUUCGAAUGGAGAGGGUCGGAAGUUGUAGACCCUACUUACGUCUGCCCUCUAGUCCGGAAGUACAUGCGCAAGAACCCGGAAGUGAGCGACGAGAGGGACGAGAAGGUUAAGGAGACCUUGUUGAUGGAUGUGGCGACAACAACGGAACUUAAAGUCCCGAUCUUCGAUUGUCACCAGCGUGCGUAAGCAGAGUGGGGCCGGUUGUUUGCCAGGGGAAGCCACAUUUCUCCUGCAUAAAUGACAAGGAGACCAAUCA